Messenger RNA from Myripristis murdjan (pinecone soldierfish), 1648 nucleotides. RefSeq names its product RAS-like, family 11, member B (gene rasl11b). Bases 200 to 946 code for a protein of 248 amino acids. NCBI's taxonomy places the organism in Eukaryota, Metazoa, Chordata, Actinopteri, Holocentriformes, Holocentridae. Gene Ontology annotation, molecular function: GTP binding; GTPase activity. The transcript is spliced from 4 exons. The record is from RefSeq and is a predicted model, not a curated record.
CUCCAGUGCGCUCCUUGUGCGUGCCAGCCUCCCACUUCCACUGAACUGGAUGCAGGAAUAACUUCGCUUCGCCCAAGGUUUUUUUUUUUUCGUGGACUUUGCUAGAUUUGAACGAGACUUUUAGACUUUGCACAAGGGCCAUAAGAGGAUAGAUAUUUUCCCUUUCGCUGCUUUCGACGGAAAUUGUGCAUCGGGCAAAAUGCGUCUGAUCCAGAACAUGUCAACCAUCGCGGAGUACCCGACACCCGAGUUCCCGCAGCCCAACCGGGUUAUUAAAAUAGCUGUGAUUGGAGGCAGCGGAGUUGGGAAAACAGCGCUGGUGGUGAGAUUCCUAACGAGGCGUUUCAUCGGGGACUACGAGAGAAACGCUGGUAAUCUGUAUUCAAGAGAAAUCCAAGUGGAUGGAGAGCAAGUGACCAUCCAGGUCCAAGACACCCCUGGCGCAGAGGUGACUGAUAAUGGCAUCAGCUUCCCUGACCACAUAACCUGCUCCAUCCAGUGGGCUGAUGCCGUGGUGCUGGUCUACUCUGUGACAGACCGCCGCAGCUUCGACCUGAUCGACCAGCUGCACCAGCUGGUUGUUCGUACCGGCGGUGCCAACAUGCCCCCUGUCAUUCUGCUGGCCAACAAGGCGGACCUGCUGCACCUGAGGCGGGUGGACUCCCAGCAGGGCCCCUUGCUGGCAGGAACACUGGGCUGCUCGUUCUAUGAGGUGUCCGCCAGCGAGGACUACAACCAGGUACAUGGGGCGUUCCACCGGCUGUGCUGCCAGCUCGCCAAGCAGCCGCCACCCGCCUCUAUCGCCUCACACAGCCCUGCCAGCACCGCCUCAGAGAAGAGGCGCUCGCCCCUCAUCCCCAGGCCGAAAUCUCCCAACAUGCAAGACCUGAAGAGGCGAUUCAAGCAAGCCCUUUCAGCCAAGGUCAGGACUGUCACCUCCGUGUGAGCAGGACAGCUGACGAGAAAGUGGUCCAGAGUGGCCGCAGAACAAAGGAAAGCAUUGGAGGAGGUAAAGAAAAGAGAACAGUGGAGAUUCAUGCUUCUCCGUUGAAAUCUCCUGCCACUGUUGCUGGAGGAGGCAGGUGUAUGAUUGGGGCAGAUGAACCUUGACAGAAGUAAUCUGUCGGUGGGUUUCCAUCUGUCCUGACUGAAAAACUGACAGAGGAGCAGCAGUGGUGAGGAGCUCAUCAUCUUGAGAGUGGACAGACACCUGAGGACAAGAGGCAGCUGUCUGAGGUCAAAUGAAGCUCAGACGCAUUGCAGAUAAACUGAGAAACUAUAAUAAAACCUCCUGGCAACAGCAGCUCUGAAGGACACGACUUACUUUUUUGCCUGUUGCCUUAAGUUUCAGUGUUUUGUUUAGACUGCCGCUACAUGGCAGAACUAAAUGCUUGUGUUGUCUGACUUACCAGCCACUUGAGCCAAGGCUCUGUGCAGCAGUAUGCGUGUUUAGUCUCUCAUCUGUCAAUUUCUGUGGUGCAUUCCUUGUACAGCAUCCAAAACCAUCAUUGUGCGUGACAGAGUGAUGAAUUGAGGGGGAGGCUCCUAGCGGGGCAGCAGACACAGUAUGUAGCGUUUGGCAGGUUAUUACUGAUGCACUUUAAAGGGAAUAGUCCAGAGGGCCCAUUUUUAUUUAUUUGUUGUGAAU